This is a messenger RNA of Hemicordylus capensis (graceful crag lizard), 5395 nucleotides long. RefSeq names its product serine/threonine kinase 11 (gene STK11). Bases 3048 to 4562 code for a protein of 504 amino acids. Gene Ontology annotation, biological process: DNA damage response; establishment of cell polarity; regulation of cell growth. The record is from RefSeq and is a predicted model, not a curated record. Gene Ontology annotation, cellular component: nucleus; cytoplasm. NCBI's taxonomy places the organism in Eukaryota, Metazoa, Chordata, Lepidosauria, Squamata, Cordylidae. The transcript is spliced from 12 exons. Gene Ontology annotation, molecular function: protein kinase activator activity; protein serine/threonine kinase activity; ATP binding.
AGGGCCACAUGAGUGGGGGAGGAGCUGGCGGAUAGCGUCGGUGAGGGGAGGGGGGAGGUAAACAAAAUGGCGGUGGCGUGUUAGUUGCGGCGGCGGCAGGCAGGCGCUGAGAGGGCGCGACGGCGGCUUGGCGCGGCGAAGGGAGGGCGAGCAUCCACCGGCCCCCCCCACGCCCACAGCCGGCCCCGCAGGAGGGGCAGCCCCACCCCCCUCCCCAGCCCCCCGGGGGAGAGGCCCCCCCAGCAACGCGCUCGCCCCCCAGCGAAGGGGCCGGGCCCUCUUUCCCUGUGGGGCGAGGGAGGCCUACCCCGGAAACAGGCCUGGUAUUUAUUGGCGGGGGGGGGAGGGAGGAGUGAAGCCUGAGGGAAGCCCAGUUGUGUGGUGAGAAAGAAGAGGGUGUCAGUGUGGUAGGCAGCUGGUCCGAGGGAAGAGGGGGGUGGCUGCCACUGACACUAGCUGGCCCCUCCUUCCCCUCCCAGUGGGGGUUUUAGAGUGUGUGUGUGUGUUGCGAAGGGGUAGGUGUGUGUGUGUGUGUGUGUGGUAUAUUGGGAGAGGUGGAGGCAUCAGGUCUUGGGAGUGUGGUGGGACACUGCAUAGCCUCUUCCCUACUUGGGGGGUGCUUCUGUUUUGGGUGGGCCUGCAGAGCAUCUAUUGGGUACCACCAGAAUGUGUGUGUGCCUCUGUGAGGCACCCCAGCAGGUUGAUAUUUUUGGGGAGGAAGCGGUGUCCAUUAAUUAAUUAAUCAAUCAAUUAAUUGUUUGCCACUCACGUGCAAAGGAUAGCUUCCCCUUGACUUCCUGCCCUUUUAAGCCUCCUUUUGUCUUCCCCGUUUGGUGUAGAAAGAAGUGUAACCAUUAAUUAAUUAAUUAAUCAAUUAAUUAAAGGCCAUUAAUUAGCCUUUUCCCUCUUCGCUGUUUGCAGCUCGGAGAGAGAUUUAGUAUAUCUGAGUGACCCUCAGUUACAUUAGGGGAGAAGUGUGGCCAUGAAUUGCCCUCCCUUAAUUUGGGGGAAGAAUACCAAUUAGUGACUCUUUUAGAAAAAGAGAGGUUCUUCCCUCUUUCUGCUUGGUUUCUUGUCAAGUUUGCAUCCUCCUAUUUGGGACAAGUUUGGGAAGAAGUUUUUAAAAUGUAAAUAGGGCCAUCUCUUAAUUAAUAUCCUAGCCUCCUUUUGGUGCCAAUUAGCAACACUGCUGGCAGGGAAAAAAGCUCCUUCUGUUCUCCUGUUUCUGCUUGUUUGGGUGAUUUCUUCUGUUAGGGACAGGUUUUCUUCUCUUGUCUUGUUCACAAGAAUUCCUCCUUCACUAGUUCUUGCAGGAAGCUGUCAUCUUUGGUGUGGUCUCCAUCAAUUGAGUCCCAUCCAAAGAAGGGGUUCUUGCCCUCUUAAUAGCUUUUUAACCCAUUGGAGACUGAAUUAUUUUGGGGAGCAGAGGUGGUGGGUAACAUCUCUUUUUCUCUUAGUGAGUGUUGGGCACCUUUCUAUACUACUGACUCUCUCCCCCUGCCCCAAUUGUAGAGGAAGUGACUGUUUUUCUGUUAAGUGGUGCCUGGGGUGUUAACUGCAUUCUUCAUUAACUUGAGGUAGGUGAGAAGUUACCUUCCUUUUUAUUGAGUGGAAGCUCAGUUUCCUGAUCCCUUAUUUAUGUGGGUCCUGAGUAGCUGAAAUAGGCUUUAACGGGGUUUUGAGGCUGAGGGUGGUGGAAGAAGGGGCCCAUUAGUAACUUGGUAGGAGGGGAAAUGGGAAGAAAAGGCCAACUUCCCCAUUCAGAUUCUCCCCGCCUGUUUGACUGGUGCCUUGCUCCCUGAGUACCAAUCAAGAGGGCAACGGUGCAGUUGUCUCUCAAGGAAAGAGUCCAGUUUCCUACCCUGUUUGCCACUCAUGUGCAAAGGAUAGCUUCCCCUUGACUUCCUGCCCUUUUAAGCCUCCUUUUGUCUUCCCCGUUUGGCUUAGAAAGAAGUAUAAACAUAAGUGCAGGUGGAGAAAGGGAAUAUUGCUUCGAAGAGGCCAGCUAGGUGAGGCGAUUGGCACAAUUGGGGUCUGUCUCUUUUUGAGUGAUGUGUGUAUGACACUGGAGUUAAGUGUGAUUGAAAAGUUGAGGCUUCUUCCUAAGUCUAGGGUGCCCUCGGGCUGCUUCCCUUCUUUGAGGUAGCUGCUAGAUUUGGAGGGGCCCUGUCAACUUCUUCAGCUUGCCCAAAGAUACCUUGUUCAAACCAGCCAGCCUGCCCAGUUCAGUGCAACUUGAAAAGGGUUUGCGCUGCCUGCCUGCCUGGAUACCUGAAGCCGUGGGGUGACACAUCAUGUGUCAGGUAGACCCCAGGUGUUUGAAGGAUGCCCCUGGAAGUAUUCACUAGACACGGAAGGCCUCAAACCUUUGUCAAGGACAAAAGAGAAGCUGCGAAAAUCAGUAUUGAAACUUCCUUCAAAGAGACUUGGUUCCAGCUUCCCAACGGCUGAGAGGACUCGCGACAGACUUCGUACCUGGGUGGUGGAAGACAGGAGCCUCAGCCCUGUGCUUCUCCGUUCUGGAGCUGGGAGCCCCCGUGACUUCCUAGCAAUGGAAAAUCCUUGAGGACUAGACUACUGCUUUGAUUUCAGGGAAGUCUUUUAAAGAUGACUUAGGUCUCAACAAAGCAAAGAGCUGGGACUUGCUAAGGAAACCAAGCUGUUGAGAGACGCUUGGAACAGCAGGGCGAGAUCAGAAAGUUAGCCAACUGUAAACUACGAAAGACAACCCCCCCCCACACACACACAUACGCACAUCCUCUUUUAAAGAGGCACUAUAGUAUUGGAACGAGGUGUUGCCUCUCUUUAGGACCCUCCUGGUUCAACAGAAACGUUCUUGCAGGUUGUUGUGUGUUUUUUAAUUAAACGUUUGUACAAUCUUCUGGAAAGUUCCUUACCUCUGCUGAAAACUCCUUGCCCUCCCCCUUAAAAAGAAGAGCUGGGAGUAAAAGGGAGCGUUGGUUACAUCAGGAACUGGAUUUAUAAAUAUUUGGUGUGCGCUGACUGGCAUUGGAGGAAAUCGACUGGGUUGCAUUGUUUGAUCCAGGAUGGAUCUGGAUGAAUCCCAGCAGCUGGGCAUGUUUGUCGAAAGUGAGUUGAUGUCUGUGGGGAUGGACACUUUCAUUCACCGCAUCGACUCGACAGAAGUGAUCUACCAGCCCCGCCGGAAGAGGGCCAAGCUGAUUGGCAAGUACCUGAUGGGGGACUUGCUCGGGGAAGGGUCUUAUGGAAAGGUCAAAGAGAUGUUGGAUUCCGAGACGCUUUGUCGGAGGGCAGUCAAAAUCCUGAAGAAGAAGAAGCUGCGUCGGAUCCCCAACGGAGAAGCGAACGUUAAAAAGGAAAUCCAGCUCCUCCGGCGGCUACGGCACAAAAACGUCAUCCAGCUCGUUGAUGUGUUGUACAACGAAGAGAAGCAGAAGAUGUAUAUGGUGAUGGAGUACUGUGUGUGCGGCAUGCAAGAGAUGUUGGACAGCGUCCCAGAAAAAAAGUUUCCAGUCUUUCAGGCGCACGGGUACUUUUGCCAGCUUAUAGAUGGGUUGGAAUACCUGCAUAGUCAAGGAAUCGUCCACAAAGAUAUCAAACCGGGAAACCUCCUGCUAACAACCAAUGGGACGCUGAAGAUCUCCGAUCUGGGGGUGGCAGAGGCCUUGCAUCCGUUUGCUGAAGAUGACAUGUGCCGAACGAGUCAGGGAUCACCCGCUUUCCAGCCGCCGGAAAUCGCCAACGGCCUCGAUACCUUUUCUGGCUUCAAAGUGGAUAUUUGGUCAGCAGGCGUCACGCUAUACAACAUUACAACAGGUCUUUAUCCCUUUGAGGGCGAUAAUAUUUAUAAGUUAUUUGAAAACAUCGGGAAAGGGGACUACACAAUUCCAGAGGACUGUGGUCCUCCGCUCUUUGAUCUGCUUAGAGGAAUGCUUGAAUACGACCCAGCCAAGCGGUUUUCAAUACAACAGAUAAGGCAUCACAACUGGUUUCGGAAGAAGCAUGCUCAGUCCGAACCUCUGGUCCCCAUCCCUCCCAGCCCAGAGACCAAGGACCGGUGGCGGAGCAUGACGGUGGUGCCUUACUUGGAAGACCUGCAUGGCUACAACGAGGAGGAAGAAGAGGAUUUAAAAGAUGAUUACUUGGAGGACGAGUUCAUCUACACUCAGGACUUCACUGUGCCAGGUGCAGACGAGGCAGGGCUUAGAGAGGAGGAGGAGAGCGCAGUGCAGGAAGGAAUGCUUGCGUACCUGUUCGGAGAAGGAAGCUUGGAGACCAGCACAGAGGAAGACGGAGCGUGUAGCUUAGUGUGUGAGCACCAGCCAGCCAGCCGCAGCCAGCGAAGGAAGCGAGGAGGAGAGAAUACAAGACAGGUGCAUGACGACGACGCGAGGCAAAACGGACAGAGCCGCAGCCGAGGGCUGCCCAAGCCGGUGUGCAUGAACGGGACGGAGCCGGGCCAGCUGAGUGGCAAAACGAAAGCCGAGCCGCGGAGGGCCAGCGCCUCCUCCAACCCUUCCCGCAAGGCGGCCUCUGCCACCAGCAAGAUCCGCAAGCUCUCCACCUGCAAGCAGCAGUGACCCAGGCCUGCCCGCCUGCCCCAGCCAACCCCGAAUCGGCCUGGUGUCCUCGGCUCGGCGGCUCCCGCCUGGCUCAUCUUCGUCUCUCUCUCUCUCUCUCUCUCUCCCUCUCCCAGUGGCGGACGAUCCAUUGAACACGCUUGCAAUCAAAUGGGUGGGGGGGACAACUCCCCCCCACCCCGCCCUCCUUUAUUUGAAAAAGAGACAGACCCGAGGCACGGUCCCCUGUGGACUCCCACAGACUUGCUUUCACCGCCGCCGUCGGCAAAGGCCUGCUUUGGGCAAGCGGAAGCCAAGAGCCUCUCUGUGUCCUGCUGCGAUGCCCUCUGGCCGGCUGACCCACGGACACGCCCCCCCUCUCUCUUUUUUCCCUGGGAGGUUGUGGUGCAGGGGUGGGGGGUGAAUUCGGGGGCAGAGGUGGAAGGGGGCCCAGGGUCUCCGCCCCCUCGCACCUUCCUGGGUGUCAGUUUUUUCCAAGCCAUCGCCCAUGCACUUUAUGUAGUAACUACUGUUAAAUAUAUAUUAUAUAUUAUAUUUUUUUUUCCUUUCUCUCCACUCCUUCCCUGUUUGAUUUAUAUUUGCAGUAUCUUUAGAGACCUUCCUUCCACCUUGUGAUGUGUUUUGGGGUUUUGUUUUCGUUCUUGGUUUUCUUCAGACACAGGCAGAAGAACAUUUGAGAGAGGGAUUUAAGGAAAAAAAUAUAAUAAUAAGCAGGUAUUAUAAAUCCACCACACUCUACGAAAAACAACUGCAUGCUGUUUAUAAGGCCUGGAGCAAAGGGAAAUGAGUGCUUUUUUCUUUUCUUUUUUUAAAGAAAAUAAACUGAAAACGAC